Rotaria sp. Silwood1 is the source of this 306-nucleotide messenger RNA. NCBI's taxonomy places the organism in Eukaryota, Metazoa, Rotifera, Eurotatoria, Philodinida, Philodinidae. The record is from the annotation of a GenBank genome assembly.
AUGAGUAUAUCAAAUCAACAUCGUUUUUUAUCUCGUUCUAUUGCAAUAAAAAUGAUAUUGUUAACAUGUUUAUUUUGGAUGAUUGUAUGUAUUCAUAAUAUAAUUUAUUAUGAUAUACAAAUAUCAUUAAAUGGAACAAAUCAUAUUGGUUCAAAUCCAUCAGGUACAUAUUCAAUAUUAAUAAAUGGUCUUUCAAUGCCAUUAUUAAUGACUAUAUUUGGUUUAUUAACAGUUCGAAAUUUAAAACGUUACCAUAAUCAAAUUCAUAAUAGUCUUAUGAUUAUAUUAGAAGGAAGAAAAAAAUAA